GGAAAUAAACCUGCUUUCAACGCAAGAGGCCUGAGGGGGCAACACGAUGCCUGGGCAGCCGGCAUUGCGGGUCAACGCGGCGUUUGCUGCGCGUUACGGGAAGUACCGGCGCCGGGAGGAGCUGCAGCGGCUGCAGGACAAAUAUGGGGAAGAGGACGAAGCCUCGAGUUCCGAGUCGGCGUCCAGCGAAGAGGAGGAACUUGACCCCAAACUGGAACGAGAUUUUUAUUCCAUGUUAGGCUUAUUAAAAACAAAGGAUCCCCGAAUUUAUCAAAAGAAUGUCACUUUCUACACUGAGGAAGAUUCUUGCUCAGCCACUGUUUCUAAGAAGACUCACAUAAAGAAGAAAGAAAAACCCAUGUUACUUAAGGAUUAUGAGAGAAAAGUUAUGGUGGAGAAGGCAGGCAAAUAUGAAGAUGAAGAGGAAGAAGAGAUAACGGUUAAAAAGCCACUGACUUAUAUAGAAGAACAGAAGGAGCUGAAGGAGGGCUUCCGAAAAUUUGUGCUAGAAAGUGAUGAAGAAGAAGGUGAUAAUUCUUCAGCUCUACUUCAGAAACGGGUUAAAAGUAAGGAAGAGAAAGAACAUGAGGAAGCAGACUAUAUCAGCUGGUUGAAAGGUCGAAAGAAGCUAGAAGCAGAGAAUGAACUUCAAGAUCUGAUACCACUGAAAACAUACUGGAAUGAUCCAAAACUGGAUGAAGGAGAGCAGUUUCUGAGAGAUUAUAUCUUAAACCAAGGCUAUAAGGAAGGAAGCAGUGAGGAGGAGGAGGAGGAGGAAGAGGAGCAUCAACCGAAAGGGCUACCUGGGAUCCAGCUGGCUGUUUCAGACUCAUCAGAUGAGGGUGAAUUCUUCUUAAAGAAGCAAGAGGAUUUUGAGCGCAAGUACAACUUUCGUUUUGAGGAACCUGAAGCACAACAGGUAAAAACAUAUCCCCGCAUUAUUGCAACAUCUGUCCGUCGAAAGGAUGAGCACCGCAAAGAGAAGCGCCAAAAAACACAGGAGCGCAAGAUAAAAGAAAGGGAACAGAAGCAGCAGGAGCUGAAGCACCUGAAGAACCUGAAACGCCAGGAGAUCCUGGAACGGCUGGAGAAGCUGCAUAAGAUCACUGGUAGAGCAGGCAACAGUUUUCAAGAAAGUGACCUGGAAGGAGACUUUGACCCCCACCUGCACGACCAACUCAUGGAGGUGAGUCUUCUUUCUUUCAUUCUAUGCCAGUCUGCAAGUAUGCAGGGAGUACAGGAAGAGGGGAAGCCCAAUGAACUCUGUAGUGUUUCAAGUGAAUGGAAUUGGGACAAGUGGAUUGGAAGGGAUGAAGGGAUGUGGCAGCAGGAGGAAGAUCACCAGCCACACUGCGAGGACCCUGACUUUGUGAUGGAUGCAAAUUAUGACCCCUCCCAGCAACCAACCCAUUCAAAAAGGAAAAAGCAGCUGGAGGUUCCUCUUCUGGGAAAGAAGAAGAGCAGGUCACCGUUUGCAGAAGCCGUCUCGCAGGGGAAGAAGCCAUUUGAUCCUGAAACAAAGACAUUUGAACAAUAUUUGGACGAGUUCUACCACUUGGAAUAUGAGGACCUGAUAGGGGACCUUCCUUGUCGUUUCAAGUACCGCACAGUUGUUCCCUGCAACUACGGACUGUCAACUGAGGAGAUUUUGGCUGCUGAUGAUAAAGAAUUGAAUCGCUGGUGUUCUCUACGGAAGACCUGCAUGUACAGAUCAGAAAAAGAAGAGUUGCAGGAGAAGGCAGUCUAUGAGAAGAAAAGCCAAGAUGCUUGGAAGAAGAAACGCGUUCUCAAAUCUUUCCAAACAGGAAUGGAAGAAGAAAAAGAAGGAGAGCAAUUUCAGCCCAAGAAGAAAAAGAAGAGCAAGGAGACCAAGUGUUUUGGGAACUCUUCAAAAGAAACACAGCUGGUUAGUGCCAGCUGUGAGGAGGAAGGACGCUUGUUUCCCAAGACCACAACAGAUUCUGUUACAGGGGAAGAACUUGACGCUCCUGCCUCCGAUGGCUCUCCUUCUCUGCCCCCCAGAAUCCAAAGAUCAAAAAAGAGGGGCAGAAGGGGGUUGGUGUUGGGCACUAAGAUACGAAUGAAAGGCUCAGCGUUCAGUUGCCAGAGGCUCCAAGCCUACGGCCUCAAUCCCAAGGCCUUGCGCUAUCGCCAGCUGCUUCGUGAGAAGAGGCGGAAGAAGCAAUAGGGGGGGAGGGGCAGUCAUAUUUGGCCCAUCAAGGGACCAAGCAGUCUCAUCUACUUUGAUUUCAGAGUUCAGCCUCCUUUUCCUGGUGUGGAAUCUCCCACUCAUUAAUAGUGGCUUUAAAAUCUACCACUUUUAUUUUUGGGAAAUUGAUAUUUUAAUGCAUUUGUUGCCUUUAUAUUUUGUAUCAACUUUGAGCCAGGAAUCCUUUGCAGUAGCUAAUCCUGUAUUAUUCCUUUUGAUCACUUCCACUUGCAUACUAGGAGGGCCACUGCUUGUAAAUUACCUUAUUCAUAACUGUGACUAAAUAUUAAAAACAAUAUUGGGGAGAUUGUGAAAUGAAAA
Thamnophis sirtalis is the source of this 2530-nucleotide messenger RNA. The record is from RefSeq and is a predicted model, not a curated record. Lineage: Eukaryota; Metazoa; Chordata; Lepidosauria; Squamata; Natricidae.